Molecule: messenger RNA, 911 nt
Organism: Drosophila elegans
Lineage: Eukaryota; Metazoa; Arthropoda; Insecta; Diptera; Drosophilidae
Gene: GstZ1
Product: probable maleylacetoacetate isomerase 1
Exons: 3
Coding region: 99-815 (238 amino acids)
Biological process (GO): L-phenylalanine catabolic process; glutathione metabolic process
Cellular component (GO): mitochondrion; cytoplasm
Molecular function (GO): glutathione transferase activity; maleylacetoacetate isomerase activity
Source: RefSeq, a predicted model, not a curated record
GAUCGCUAUCAAUUAGCGCAAGUAAACAGGUUUCUUCCGCUGUCUUAUUAAUAGUUUUACUUAACAGAAAGAAAAUUAAAUUUUAUUUGUACUAAAAUAUGGCUGCAGUACAACAAUUAUACAGGUUUUCUGGGUUAAACGGCUUGGCUCGCAAAAUGUCAACAAAUUCGAAGCCUAUUCUAUACUCUAAUUGGUCUAGUUCGUGUUCUUGGAGAGUGCGUGUUGCACUGGCAAUAAAGGGUAUAGAUUACGAAAUUAAGCCCACUUCUUUACUCAAGACAGUCAACGAUAAUGCCUAUACAGAAGAGUAUAGGAAAGUAAAUCCCUUGCAAAAGGUUCCGGCUUUAAAGAUUGAUGGGCACACACUGUGCGAUUCGGUGGCAAUAAUGCACUAUCUGGAGGAAACUCGUCCUCAGCCGGCUCUUCUACCCCAAGAUCCGGUAAAAAGGGCUAAGGUUCGGGAAAUUGUGGAGCUCAUUUGCUCCGGAAUUCAGCCGCUGCAAAAUAGCUCUGUCCUAGAGCUUAUAGGCAAGGAACAGAGUCUGAAAUGGGCCCAGCAUUGGAUAGCUCGAGGAUUUCAAGGUCUGGAGCAGGUGCUUUCCCAAUCGGCGGGAUGGUGCUGUGUGGGAGAUGAUCUGACAAUGGCUGAUAUUUGCCUAGUGCCACAAGUUCGCAAUGCCAGAAGAUACAAAGCUGACUUGGCACCAUAUCCAACUAUAAAUCGCUUAAAUGAAGACUUACAAGAACUGGAACUUUUUAGAUCCACUCAUCCCAGAACACAGCCAGGCUGUCCUCCGGAAUUUGCCAAAAAAUAGUUAAAGCUGAAACAAAUCAAUUGUUCAAGACAUUCUUAUCGCAUUUAUUUUUAAUUUUUUUAAUAAAAAGUUCUUUAUACCCGCUUUCCAAAUCAA